Tauraco erythrolophus (red-crested turaco) is the source of this 1402-nucleotide messenger RNA. The record is from RefSeq and is a predicted model, not a curated record. NCBI's taxonomy places the organism in Eukaryota, Metazoa, Chordata, Aves, Musophagiformes, Musophagidae.
GCUUGUUAUACGUUGGCUUUAGUGCCUGUAUGUUUGGCCUCUACAGCUUUAUGCCAGUGGUCAUAAAGAAAACCAGUGCUACUGCCGUCAACCUCUCCCUGCUCACGGCUGACCUGUACAGCCUCUUCUGUGGAUUAUUCCUCUUCCACUACAAGUUUUCAGGACUUUACUUGUUGUCAUUCUUCACUAUCCUUGUUGGGCUGGUGCUCUACUCCUCCACGUCCACCUACAUAGCCCAGGAUCCUCGGGUGUACAAGCAGUUUCGAAACCCUUCAGGACCUGUUGUAGACCUGCCAGCCACCGGCCAGCUGGAGCCUUCGGUAACGUACACCAGCCUGGGGCAGGAGACGGAAGAGGAGCCUCACGUUAGAGUUGCUUAAACCCAGAGCUGUUGAUCACCUACUGGUGAUUCAGUGGAGCUCGUAUAUCCAUUAUCUCUGUAUUGUACAUAGAGAAAGGUAUUUACCAGGUGCAGUUACACCGGUGAGCUGCAAGGUAGCAAAUAAGGAAAGCUCAUAAAAAUACAAAUUAAUUGUUCCAGGGUGUUCAUUGCAAGGAGAUGCCAGUCCCUCGUUUAUGAUAUGAGCAGCAUGUUUGCAAUACAAACUGCUGUAUAUCAAUCUGUUAAUGUCAAACUAACCUGUGAAAGAUAUUCAAUAUGUAAGUUGAGAUUUCAAAAAGAAAUUCAUAGAAGGGUGUUUCUGCACCUACUGAGUGAUAUUAUGCCUAAGCCACACCGGUUGUGGAAAAGCCGCCUUUUUACAGCAAAUACAGUUGUGCAGUCACUGUUAAUUUCUCUCUAAGAUUUGUUUGUUUGCACAAAAUAGAUGGGUUACUCGUGGUAGUGACACCCUGACACAUUUUUGCCAGCACCGUGGAUUUGGAGAGGGAAAGACAACGAAUUCAUCUGUGCCAUCUGUCUAGUUGCCCUUUCUAGGUAAUCUGUUCCAUGAGUCCAGAGGAGGGACAACUUACAAUAUCCGUCUCUAUUCUAGGAAUAGGUAUAAGGCAAGCAUUUUAGCCUUUCUAUAUUUGCAGAAGUGAAGUACUCAAGCAUUGACCUCUCCAUGAUCCAUGGCAGAUUUCCUAGCGGCUGAGGUUCUGCAUCAAGUGACAGGGAGUUAAUUUCUCUGUAGUCGUGACUAACACAGAUUUCUUACUUUUUAAACUUUAAUCUGUAAAAAGAAAAAUGCAUUUUCUAGUUUCCUUUGUAUUGUACCUCUCCACGGUAAGAUGACCUAUCAUGUGGAUCAGGGCACUUAUUUUAGAUACUCAGUGCAUCGAGGGCGCCUUCUGCUGUUCCAGUUUGCUUAGUCUCCCGUGGUUCAUUAUUUUAACAAUAGCUAUGUAGAAAUGUGUCAGUUUUUCACCAAAACCUAUACGUUGUAAAAAUCAGGAAGAU